AUGCUUCCAAGAGAAAUCUUGGGGGAUCAAGAGAAGUUUCUGUUUUACAAAGAUCUUCCCAGUAUUGAUCCAAAAAGUCCAAGAGGAUCUAGGUCGGCUUCCAAGAAUCAAAAGUCUCCAUUGAAGAGGUCCGCCAGCACCCACAGCAUUGGAAAAGGUACGGUAUGAUGUAUUCUUUGUUCUUGAAAAUUUAGGGCGAAAUUCAGUUUUAAAUCGCAGAGAAUUUGCGAUGUUGUGCAUUAUACUAGAUUCUGAUAAGAUGGUGUAAUGUUUAACGUUAUAACUGCUCGGCUAAUGGAUUGUUUUGCAUGAAAUUUGGCACAGACUUGGUCAACGAAUUUUACAAGCUGUUGUGAAUAUUUUUGACGCAAUUUCAUUAAAUUUCAGAGAAUGUAUCGCCUCGACUUAGCCGACCAUCUCCUUCAAAUAGGACUCCGAGCAAGAGUCCCAAAACUACUAACUCAUCUCCACGUAUGUUUAGAACCACUUUUUUGAUCUCUUACUGCUACACAAUGGCAUUUCUCGGCUAAUUUGCAGCUGUUUUCAUCAAUCUUUCUACACCUUAUUUUAGGUAAGCCCAGUUCAAGUCGUAAACCAAUGAGUGCUCGGAAUUUGUUCGACAACACUAUGGACAGUACGAUGGAAGUCGACACUCCGAAGAAAGCCAGCCCUGGAAGUAAGUUUGUUUUAUCUUUUUUGCUUUUAGGCCUUCGAAUAUCAGUUGUCAAGUGUAAUAUAAUUAAGGUCAAAUCGAUGCUGCAUUAUAAUACGAUUGGUUUCAGAAAGACCAAGAAAGUGGAGCAAGUCAAGAUCGAAGCCCCAGGAGAGUCCCCAAGGUUCGGCAUCAAGUGGUUCUGCUCCAUCGACACCUUCAAGUAGGUAUCCAUAUCAAAAAUUUUGGUUUUUUUAUAGAGUUUGAUUUCGUAUUGAACUGCAAUUAGUUUCAUUAGAAAAAUUGAUGAAUUUUAUCUCCAAAAACAUGAAUUUCAGGAGGCAGACCAGUCCGUUCAGCUUCCCGUGGCAUCAAUUAUUCGGAGGACAUGGUCGUAGAACGUCGAUCCAGAGCGACUACUCCAAGUAAGAGAAAAGUUUGUUUUAUUAGUGAAUUUGAUGUUUAGAGAAGUUGAAGGCUCCAUCAAGAACGGCUACGCCGAAAAAGCAAUACAGAACGAAGAAUGAGAGCUAUCCAUUUUCAGAAUCGGACGAAGAGGUCCCGCUGGAAGAUAUUUCAGGUAAAAUACGGAUUGCAUUUGGAAAAUUUUGUGGUAUUUGAGGUGUUAUCAGAAGAUUAUGAUGUUGGCUAGGAUUUAGAGUAUUUUUUGAUUGGGAAUUUAGGUGCUUUUGGAGUUGAAAAUGUUAAAGUGUAGCUAUGCGUACCUUAUUUUAGUGGUUUUAUGAGAAUUUCUUCGGAUUGGACAAGGGAUUUUAUUGUAAAAUACGUUACACCUUUUGAAAUAAAUUAUUUGAAUAUUUUUUCCUUGUUUAUAGAUGUUUGACGAAAUUUUUUUGUAAUCUUUUGGUAUAAUUUACGAAUUUUUCAGAUGAAGAACAGCACACCCCGCCGAAACGCUCUAGAACUCAUCGAACCCCGUCCAAAACUCCAACGAAACUCAACCAAAGUCCGGGAAAAUCCCCCUUAAAAUCGCCCAGACGAAAACUUUACGCGACUUUGCAGGAUAAUAUGCAAAAAUUGAACUUGGACCAGUCCAUGAACACCUCAAUGACCUCCUCGUGCCUUGAAGACGCCAAGAAGUUGCUUUGGAGUGACAGUGUACCGAUUGAAAUGAAACAUCGAGAAGAUGAGAUCAAGAGAAUUCGGGCCUUUUGUGAAGAAGGAAUCAGGCCGAAUUCGAUCUCAUCGGCAUUGUAUCUGGGUGGGUUUGGAGAGUUGGGAAAUUAUGAGAGAUAAUGGUCUGGAACACGAUGCUGAAUAAAAAAAAUGGUCGAAGGUCAACCAGACAGCUAGUAAAAUACAAUUUAAAUCCCUUACAACUCAAUUCAGCCAAAAACACAAUGUUUUAUUUACCCUUUUUAUCAAAAAUAUUAUAUUAUAGCAUUCACAACAAAAAAUGGCUCAAAAAAUCCCAUAAAAAUUAUAAUCCUGCUUUGCUAUUCACCUACGGAAUCGAAUCUUCAAUUCUAAACAGUUUGUUCAUACUUUUGUUUAUCUUUUUAUAUUAUCCAUGGCACCUCCACCCCAAAAAAAAUAGUUUUAUUUUUUUCAGUUUUUUCAAAUCCCUUUAUGUAAUUACAGUGGUAGAUCUGAUCUAGAGGCAAAAAACGUACCAUUUUGCAUCCGGGAAGUAUCAAAAACGCAGAAAAAUACCUCCAUCAUUUUUUUUAAUUGGAGAGGCGGUAUUUUGCUGCGUUUUUGAUACUUCCCGGAUGCAAAAUGGUACAUUUUUGCCACUGUAUCAGGCCCGCUACUGUAAUUACAAAUGGGGAUUUGAAAAAGUGAAAAAAACUUCUUUUUUUUUGGGUGGAGGUGCCAUGGAUAAUAUAAAAAGUUGAAUGAAAGUGUCGGAAAACUGUUUAGAAUUGAAGAUCGAUUCGUAGGUGAAUGGUAAAACAGGAUUGGCCGAGAAAUACAAUUGAAUAUAUCGAAAAUUUUUGUUUUUCGUCAAAUUUCACAUGGAUAAUAUAAUUUGUUGACUAAAACGUUGAUUUUGAUUUUAGGAGUAGUAGAUUUAAGAACAGAAGGUGUUAUGAGUUUUCCAAUAGAUAAAAGGCGGGUUUGUAAUUUUUUAUGGGUUUUUUUAGCCAUUUUGUUUUCCAUAAUAUAAUAUUUUUGUUAAAAAGGGUAAAUAGAACAUUGUGUUUUUGGCUGAAUUGGGUCGUUAGGGGUUUAAAUUGUAUUUUACUUGCUGUCUGGUUCAUUUGGACCAUUUGUUUACAUGUAGCAUUGUGUUGUAGACCAUUAUCUUCAUCAUGAAAAAAUUGGUGAUUUUUAGGUAUAAAAUGAUAAAAAUAAAUUUCAAAACGUCUGUAAACACUCUGUGAUGCUUAUUAUGUUUCCAGGCGGCGCUCCAGGAACUGGAAAGACCUCCUGCACUCUCCAUGUUAUCCAUAAAAUGCAAAAGUCAAAGAAAAAUAAGUUCACUUUUGUCCACCUUAAUGCCGGACAAAUGAUCCGCCCGGAAGAGGUUUACAUCCACUUUUACAAAGCAAUUGGUCUAGACAAAUCGGGAAAAAAGAUCUCACAAAAAACUGCCAGAAUGAAGCUGGGCACGAUCUUGAGCAUGGAGGAUCAGACAAGACCUCCAAUCAUAGCUUUGGUGGAUGAGGUAAGUGAAAAUUUUUGAUGAGGAUUUAACAAGUGGGUUGUGAGGUAGAUUUUGGGAGAAUUUAGGGGUAUUGGGAUACUGUAGCAUAGAAAAAAUCAAAAAAAAAUGAUUUGGGGAGAUAUUGUACAGUUUCUUCGAAUUAAAUGAGUGUGAAGUCUUUUUUUUUUAGUAGGAAAUAGUGGAGAAUAGUGUCAAGUAAUGAAAAAAAAGUUUGUGGGGUAAAAUACGGACCAUUGAGUAGAGAGGAAGACUUGACUCGAAAUGUGAAACUUGGGUAAAGUCUUCCCCUUGGCAAGAAAUGCUAGAAAACGUUAGAAAAACUCAUAAAAAAGAAUUUUAGGCAAAAUACAGAGGUAAAAAAAUGGCUGUGCUUUUCUAUGUUUUAUUUUUGGAAAAUUUUUUUUAACCUUUUUUUCAAAUUUCAGCUGGAUCUUCUCCUCAGCAAAAAGCAAAGCGUUCUCUACGACAUUUUCAAUUGGUGCUCCCUCCCGGAGAGUCGGGUAAAUGUGAUCGCCAUCUCGAAUACCUUCGAUUUGCCGCAAAGAGCCCUGGACAAGCGAGUUCAAAGCAGAUUGGGCACGAAUAUGAUCCAUUUCCACCCGUAUGACUUCAAACAAAUCAAUGAAAUUCUGGUCAGUCGAUUGUCAGGAUUCGGCGACAGAAUCCACAAAGAUGCGCUCAAGUUUUGCUCGAUGAAGGUAGGGGUUUUUGGGGUGUUUUUGUCGGCACAGUGCCGAUUUUUAGUUUUUGUUUUUUCGCACAGUGCAAAUUUACGAUUUUUUUCAUCGGGUCUUUUAAAAAUGCACUGUGCAAAAUGGAAAUCUUUUUCGAGAAAUUUGUCGCCGUAUUCGCACUGUGCAAUUUUGUAAAUUGUCGCAAAAUGGACUGCACUGUGCAAAAAAAAUAAUUUUUAUUUUUUGUUUUGCACUGUGCGAAGAUAAACCAGUCUUCCCGCACUGUGCGGUACGACGGAUUCGCACAGUGCAAACUGGAAAUCUUGGAAUGAAAUUUGUCGCCGUUUGCGCACUGUGCGGUUUUUGAAAUUGUCGCAAAUGGAUUGCGCGGUGCAAGAAAAUUAUCAGUCUGUCGGAAAAAUAACGGCGUAUCGUCGCAGCAAAAUGUCUCGCCUCGCCGCUAUCGCGCACCAAAUCCCAAGUCGCAGCUUGCAGUCGCAAAGCGAUGAUGAGCGACUCCGAGGCGCGACGAUCCGCCGUUUUUUUCCCGACAGACCGAUAUUUUCAUUCUUUGUUUCGCACUGUGCAAAGUCGAAAUCUUGGAGGGAAAUUUGUCGCUGUUUGCGCACUGUGCAAUUUUGGGAAUUGUCGCAAAAUGGGCUGCACGGUGCAAGAAAUUAUUUUCAUAUUUUGUUUUGCACUGGGCGAAAACUCAAACGGUCUUUCGCACUGUGCGGUACAACAGAUUCGCACUGUGCAAUUUGUAACUUUUGCUGCUUGAAUAAUAAUUUUCGACAUUUGUAGGUCGCAAAUAUGAGCGGAGACAUCCGAAAGUCGUUCGACAUCAUCAGAAGAGCCAUUGAUUUGGCCGUGGAGAAGGGCCAUGACCAAGUCCAAGUUGAGGAUGUCCAUCAAUCCAUGGUGGAAGCGGGAGAAACCUAUAGAAUGCAACUGGUCCGUGGAUUCAAUCCCGAUGAAAUCAGAUUAUUUAAAGCUGUUGUGCGAAGUUUGAAAGCGACCGGAUUGGAAAUGGUCGAUUUUACGAGGGUUUACAGGUCCUAUGAAAGGGCUUGUGUGGAAGAUCGAAUUGAACCGCUGAGCUCAUGGGAGUUGAUGCAGUUACUGAGGGAUGGGGCUAGGUGAGUUUUGGGACUUUUUUUGGUUUUUUUGGGCAAUAAAUUUGUUUUUUUUUUUGUCUUUUUUUUUUUUGUUUUUUUUUUUUGAAGGAAUUUGCGAGAUUUUUAGCUUGUGAUUUGAAGAAAAAAUAUUUUUAGGUCUAAAAAUUAUGAAAAUCAAAAAAUUUUUUGCUUAUUUUUUGGGUGCAAAUUUUAUGGCUGCGUCUGGAAAUCACGAGUUAAAAAUUUUUUUUGCGCUUUAUUUUUGGCUUGUUAAGAAAGUGAAAAUGAAAAAAACACAAACAUUUUUUUGAAAAUAAAGUUUUAUUUUCAGCAUUGACUUCUACACCAUUAACAAAGCCGAAGCCCAAAUGAAUCGUCUCAUCAGCCUUGGAUUUUCGGACUACGAAGCCGAAUUUUGCCUCAGGCAGUUGGAAUCCAAAGAAAACUAA
Molecule: messenger RNA, 5525 nt
Organism: Bursaphelenchus xylophilus (pine wood nematode)
Lineage: Eukaryota; Metazoa; Nematoda; Chromadorea; Rhabditida; Aphelenchoididae
Source: the annotation of a GenBank genome assembly